Durusdinium trenchii is the source of this 573-nucleotide messenger RNA. The record is from the annotation of a GenBank genome assembly. NCBI's taxonomy places the organism in Eukaryota, Dinophyceae, Suessiales, Symbiodiniaceae.
AUGCUGUACGAUAGGCCACUUCUUUCUGGAAUCAAGGUUGUGGACCCCAAACCGGACGUUUGUUGCCGACCGAGUUGCGUUUGGAGUUGCUUCGACUUCUACCCCAAUGACAGGCGGGUGAGACACCUGCUGUGCCCUUUAUUUGUGAUGCACGGGCAGCGGGAUGACAUCAUUCCGUUUUACCACGGCUAUCGCCUUCACAAGGCUUGCCCGAAGCAGUACCGGUGGCCGCCAUAUUUUCCACCUCGAGCAGGUCACAACGACUUGGUGGAGACCGACUUGCGGACCUACUUUGGCGAGGUUUCCUCCUUCCUUCAGGAUGUGAGACACAUUGCAGAAGGGAAGAAGGUUGAUCCACCAGAUUUCGAGAAGCCGCAGCAGGUGCAGAUGAGACGAGAAACGGAGCCUAGACAGGUCGAAAUGGCGGAUCUCUCCGACUAUUUUGCUCAAGGCUCCGAGAACCAGCCCAAAGUUGGACCCGAGGAUGGUCGAUACGAAGAGCUACGGAAGGGGAACAUCUUGGCGCAGUUCGGUCCCAACGAGGCGAAUGGCCAGGCUCGUGACUUGAGAUGA